AUGGAUAUUUUCAAGCGACUGCAGAUUAAUAUUCCAUUUGUGGAAACUAUGGAGCAGAUGUCAACCUAUGCAAAAUUCAUGAAAGAGCUCCUGACAAAGAAAAGAAGAUUUUCUGAAGAAAUAGUAGAGCUUGAAGUAGGUUGUAAUGCUAUAAUCCAAAAAUCAUUACCUCAGAAGUCCAAGGACCCUGGAAGUUUCACCAUUCCAGUCACAAUCGGGACAUUGCCAGUAAGUAAAGCAUUACUUGACUUGGGUGCUAGUCUAAAUUUGAUGCCUUUGUCCAUAUUAAGAAGAAUAGGAGAUUUGGAAGUAAGGCCUACACGGAUGACAUUACAAUUAGCUAACAGAUCCAUGAAAUAUCCAUAUGGUGUGGUAGAGGAUGCCUUAGAUAAAUUCAUGUUCCUAGUUGACUUUGUGGUGAUGGAUAUUGAGGAGAGAAAAGAAGAUUACAACUGUAGGAAUUGGAAGAAAUGA
Molecule: messenger RNA, 474 nt
Organism: Vigna umbellata (rice bean)
Lineage: Eukaryota; Viridiplantae; Streptophyta; Magnoliopsida; Fabales; Fabaceae
Source: RefSeq, a predicted model, not a curated record